CCCUCAAUCCCGCACCUCCCCGCUUCGCCUCAGCGCUCUGGCGGCGGCGGCGCCGACCGCGUGUUCCUCCUUCCGCGGCGGCAUCGCGGGGGGCUCCGAUCGCCACCCCCGGGACACCCCCACACCCACCCAGCCAUCCCCGUACCCCCCCCCUUCCCCCCGGAGCGGCACCAUGGCUUGUGGAGUUACGGCGGGACCGGCUGGACGGAGCUGAGCGGCCGCCCCCGGGGCGGGGGGAGCGGCAGCGGCGGCAGCAGCAGCAGCGGCGGCGGCGGCCCCGAUCCGCACUUCGCAUGUCCGCGGCGCCCGGGAAGUCGGAUGUUUCUCGGCCUCUCCGGGAGCUCUCCGGGCACCAGCAGCUCACGUCGCGAUCUCCGUAACGAGACACGGCGAGGUUGGCUCCAGUGACCGCGCCCCAACCCUGCCAUGUACCCCCAGGGCCGGCACCCGGCUCCGCACCAGCCGGGCCAACCGGGCUUCAAAUUCACCGUAGCCGAAUCUUGCGAUCGGAUCAAGGACGAGUUCCAGUUCCUGCAAGCCCAGUACCACAGCCUGAAAGUGGAGUAUGAUAAGCUGGCGAACGAGAAGACAGAAAUGCAGCGCCAUUACGUUAUGUACUAUGAAAUGUCAUACGGUUUGAAUAUUGAGAUGCACAAACAGACAGAAAUUGCUAAAAGACUGAAUACCAUUUUAGCCCAGAUCAUGCCUUUUCUGUCACAAGAGCACCAACAGCAAGUGGCACAGGCUGUUGAGCGUGCCAAGCAAGUGACAAUGACGGAGUUGAAUGCUAUCAUCGGGCAGCAGCAGCUCCAGGCCCAGCACCUCUCCCACGCUGCCCACGGGCCCCCUGUGCAGCUCCCACCUCACCCCUCGGGGCUGCAGCCCCCGGGCAUCCCCCCAGUCACUGGCAGCAGCUCGGGGCUGCUGGCCCUGGGGGCCCUGGGCAGCCAAGCACAUCUUGCUGUCAAGGAUGAGAAAAACCACCACGACCUGGACCACAGAGAGCGAGACUCAAGCGCAAACAAUUCCGUUUCCCCCUCGGAAAGCCUGAGAGCCAGCGAGAAGCACCGGAGCUCCACCGACUACAGCAUCGACUCCAAGAAGAGGAAAGCUGAGGAGAAGGACAGCAUGAGCAGAUAUGACAGCGAUGGUGACAAAAGCGAUGACCUGGUGGUCGAUGUCUCCAACGAGGACCCUGCCACCCCCCGGGUCAGCCCAGCCCACUCCCCCCCAGAGAACGGCAUCGACAAGGCCCGUGGGCUGAAGAAGGGGGAUGCCCCCAACAGCCCGGCCUCCGUGGCCUCCUCCAGCAGCACUCCCUCCUCCAAGACCAAGGACCUGGGCCACAAUGACAAGUCCUCAACACCCGGGCUCAAGUCCAACACUCCCACGCCGAGGAACGACGCUCCCACCCCGGGGACGAGCAGCACCCCGGGGCUGAGGCCAAUGCCUGGCAAGCCCAGUGGCAUGGACCCUCUGGCCUCUGCCCUGAGGACCCCCAUCUCCAUUGCGGGUUCCUACGCGGGUCCCUUUGCCAUGAUGGGACACCACGAGAUGAAUGGUUCCCUCACCAGCCCCGGGGCCUACGCGGGGCUCCACAACAUCCCCCCCCAGAUGAGCGCCGCUGCCGCCGCCGCUGCCGCCUACGGCCGGUCGCCAAUGGUUGGUUUCGACCCACACCCACCCAUGAGAGCCCCUGGCCUGCCCUCCAGCCUGGCCUCCAUCCCUGGCGGGAAGCCGGCUUACUCCUUCCACGUGAGUGCUGAUGGGCAGAUGCAGCCUGUCCCUUUCCCCCACGACGCCCUGGCGGGUCCCGGCAUCCCCCGGCACGCCCGGCAGAUCAACACCCUGAGCCACGGGGAGGUGGUGUGUGCUGUCACCAUCAGCAACCCCACCAGGCACGUCUACACGGGGGGAAAAGGCUGUGUGAAGAUCUGGGACAUCAGCCAGCCAGGCAGCAAGAGCCCCAUCUCACAGCUGGACUGCCUGAACAGGGAUAACUACAUCCGCUCCUGCAAGCUGCUGCCCGACGGCCGCACGCUGAGUGGGGGGGAAGCCAGCACCCUCACCAUCUGGGACCUGGCUUCCCCCCCCCGGAUCAAGGCUGAGCUCACCUCUUCUGCCCCUGCCUGCUACGCCCUGGCCAUCAGCCCCGAUGCCAAAGUCUGCUUCUCCUGCUGCAGUGAUGGCAACAUCGCCGUCUGGGACCUGCACAACCAGACCCUGGUCAGGCAAUUCCAAGGCCACACAGAUGGUGCCAGCUGCAUAGACAUCUCCCACGAUGGUACAAAGCUGUGGACAGGGGGUCUGGACAACACCGUGCGUUCCUGGGACCUGCGGGAAGGGAGGCAGCUCCAGCAGCACGACUUCACCUCCCAGAUCUUCUCCCUGGGGUACUGCCCAACGGGUGAGUGGCUGGCAGUGGGCAUGGAGAGCAGCAACGUGGAGGUGCUGCACCACACAAAGCCUGACAAGUACCAGCUGCACCUCCACGAGAGCUGUGUCCUCUCCCUCAAGUUCGCCUACUGUGGGAAAUGGUUUGUGAGUACUGGGAAAGACAACCUGCUCAAUGCCUGGAGGACGCCCUACGGAGCGAGCAUCUUCCAGUCCAAGGAAUCCUCGUCCGUCUUAAGUUGUGACAUUUCAGCAGAUGACAAGUACAUCGUCACGGGCUCUGGUGACAAGAAAGCCACAGUCUACGAGGUCAUCUACUAAUGACUGCCUGCUUUGGUGGCAGGGCACAGGACUCCCAGCACUGCAGGACUCGGGGGGCUCAGGGGGGGGCUGCCAGGGGGUGGCCCCCAGGGCUCUGCCUGGAUGGAGAGCCCGGCCCCACAAACACACACGGAUUUAUUUGGAGGUCUGCAAAUAUGGCACACAUUGGAGCCCUAAAUGGAUUUUUCCUUUGGUUUUUAGGGUUUUUGGGGGUUUAUUUUGAAUUUUUAUUUUUUUUUUUUUUCUCCCUGGUUUCUGGUUCUUUCCAUCUGCGCUUUGGUGGCACUAUAAAGGACUGGUAUUUUUUUUUUUUUUGUUUUUUUUUUUUAUUAUUGUGACUUUCUUUGUUUUUUUUUUUUUUUUUGUGCAUCCUGCAUAAAACUUGUGAAAAAUGUAAAUAAUGGACUAGUAAAUAGCAUUGGAAGGGUGGGGGGGCCCCUCCUGGUACACUAGAGUUGUGUAUUUUUUGUCUGCUGUAUUUGUAUCCCACUGAUGGGUUUGGUGGUGGUGGCAACUUUUUAUUUUUUUUUUUUUUCCCAACUUUUUUCAAUUUUUUUGGGGGGUUUUUUUUCGGGUUUUUCCCACCCCAACCCAUCGGUGGGGAUGUGACUUUGGCCGUGCCAGCUGAGCAAAAAAAAAAAACAAAAAAACAAAAAAAAAAGAUGCUGUCCACUGGUGAAAAGUUGUUCCUGCUGUCGUGCCCGUGCGUUGUUCGGUGUUUUAGUGAUGGUGGGGACACUGCUGGGACCCUCGGCUGCUUGGCAGGACAUCAGCAAACACAAUCACCUGGUUUUUGGGUUUUUUUUUUUUUUUUAUAUGUGGAUUAUUUUGGUUUGUUUUUUUUUUUUUUUUUUUUUUUUAAUUUUUUUAUUUUAUUUUAUUUUCCUGCUCGUGUGUUUGAAGCUGCGGGAUCGUCUGAGGAAAAGCCCUUCUUGGUCUUUUGGGAGAGAAGCAAUGAGGAUUGCAAAGGAAGCAAAAGUUUUAAAAAAAGAAAAAAAAAAGAAAAGAAAAAAAAAAAUAUUAAUUUCAGCUCAGGGAGCCAACGAAAGAUAAUAGCAACUUCAUGUGUUUUGUAUUCAAAUGAAAGUAAAGAAUUAGAAUUGAUAACUUUAAAAAAAAAAAAAAAAA
Calypte anna (Anna's hummingbird) is the source of this 3843-nucleotide messenger RNA. It is a transcript of the gene TLE3, whose product is annotated as TLE family member 3, transcriptional corepressor. The record is from RefSeq and is a predicted model, not a curated record. NCBI's taxonomy places the organism in Eukaryota, Metazoa, Chordata, Aves, Apodiformes, Trochilidae. Gene Ontology annotation, cellular component: nucleus; transcription regulator complex. Gene Ontology annotation, biological process: negative regulation of canonical Wnt signaling pathway; regulation of DNA-templated transcription. Gene Ontology annotation, molecular function: transcription corepressor activity; protein binding.